AUUGCCGGCGGUCAAUUGUUUACUUCGAUCUGCACAAGAACGAUAUUUUUAAACUGUUCCCGAAUCCUCUCCGCAAGCAUAAUCGGCCGCUCUUUACUCGUUGUACUUCUGGUUCCAGACCGCUCCGGUUCCUGCCCUCUCAACCACAACAACCACCGGUUUGCUGGUCACCGAAAUAACAUUUACGCACAACGGAGGGUUUCUUUUAUUUUUAAACCCACGAUCGACGGCCUUUGUGCAACAAACUACCGGUCAACGAGGUGGAAAAGUGCACUGCGAACCGGCGUAGAUCGGUAGAGCUGGGACAGUUGUAUGUUGCCCUAGGACUUGGUUGGUUGUCGCUCACCGUUUGGGACCAUGAAGAAACUGUUACACAAACGUGGAGAUCUGAUACUGCAGGAGCAACCCUUUGCCUACGUGCUGCUACCACAGUUCCGGCACGAACGGUGUGAUCGCUGCUUCAAGCUGGGCAAGGUGUUGAAGUGCUCAAGCUGUCUGUACGUGCGCUACUGCAAUCGAGCCUGCCAGCAGGAAGCAUGGCCAGAUCAUCAGCCGGAAUGUGAGAAAUUGAAAUUGCUUCCGGCCACUCUCGUGGUCCCAUCGGCAGCUCUCAUGAUGGCACGCAUUAUACGACGGUUGCAGAAAGGAGGCGACUUCGCCAAGGGCUACUACACCGAUAAACUCUAUCGACGAUUUAACGAUCUAAUGCCACACGAAGAGGACAUUCGAAAGGACCCGAAACGGAUCGAACACUUCCAUACGUUGAACGUGGUGCUACAGCGACUGCUCGAUGAACCGGCCAUCCCACCGCGCGACGAGCUUCUGCGUAUCUUUGGCAAGAUGUGCAUCAACAGUUUUAAUGUGUGCGAUGACGAAAUGAACAGCAUCGGAACCGGAAUGUACCUCGGGGCAUCGAUCCUCGAUCACAGCUGUCGACCGAACGCGGUGGCCACAUUUGUCGGUGAGCGGUUGCAGCUACGGCUACUGGAAGACUUUACCGGUCCGGAGCUCGAUUUCAGUCGCAUCUUCAUUUCCUACAUCGAUCUCAUCGAUCCAAGCGACACACGGAGGGAACAGCUUUCCGAGCGGUACUACUUCCGCUGUGACUGUGAACGGUGCCGAGAUGAAGCGGAACGGGAGCUAAUGGGAGCAGCCGCUUGCAAGAAUCGGAAGUGCGAUGAACCGAUCCGUGAGGGGCAAACAAAAUGCUCUGCUUGCGAUGCCCCGUUCGAUCAAUCGGCUCGCGAUCGAUUCGAUGAAGUGACAAGUUUCACCCGUGAUCGGUUGGCUGAAAUGAAGGAUGUCGCUUAUUUCGAUGUUUGUCGAUUGUGUCUUGAGAAGCAGAGCGGCGUACUGCAUCCCCUGAACGCACAACACAUCAAAACGCUCGAUUACGCGUUCGACAGUGCAAUCAAGCUGGAGAAAUGGGAAGCAGCCCUGCGGUACGGUGCCGGAGCUGUGGCUGGUUAUCGUCGAUACUCACCAUCGAAUCCGUUGUUGGGUCUAAUGCUAGCGAACAUCGGUAAAAUUCAGCUGUACCUGGGUGAUGCCAAGACUGCGCUCAGCAGUUUGCACGAAGCCGACAAAAUCUUGCGUGUGACGCACGGUGAGCAGCACGAUCUUUAUAAAGAGCAACUGGUACCGCUGCUAUGCGACGCGGCCCAACAGUACGAGGUGAGCCAGCGAGGAGGAAUGAUCGGAAAACCGCAACGCGGUAUACGCCAAUAAAAAGGGGUCACUGAUUCGGAUGCCAACCAAAAAAUUGUCGUCCAGAGUGCGCUGGUGCUUCUUAAA
Anopheles aquasalis is the source of this 1794-nucleotide messenger RNA. RefSeq names its product SET and MYND domain containing, class 3 (gene Smyd3). The record is from RefSeq and is a predicted model, not a curated record. Gene Ontology annotation, cellular component: nucleus. NCBI's taxonomy places the organism in Eukaryota, Metazoa, Arthropoda, Insecta, Diptera, Culicidae. Gene Ontology annotation, molecular function: protein binding.